AUGAACACAACUACAUCACAACCCAACGGGAUCGCAGCUACAGAUUUCUCGCCGCUUCUGGCCCCCAAUGCAAUUUUUCUCUCUUUCUACUCUAUUUUCCUUCUUCUACAUGUCUUGAUCGCCAUUCGCUUCUGGCGUUUCUAUGGGUACUCCAUUGGGAUGGUCUGCGGUAUUCUAUUGGAACUUAUCGGAUAUUGUGGAAAGGUUCAGCUCUCACAUAAUCGAGAUAAUAAGGACGGAUACAUCAUGUAUAUCAUCGGCCUCACACUUGGCCCGACAUUUCUAUCAUCUGCCCUCUAUCUCAACAUCAGCACACUACAGCAACGCUACUCAUCAUCUCGGUUCACGCUCAUCAGCCCUCGCCUUUUCGCGUCCCUAUUUAUCCUCGGCGAUUUCAUAUGUCUUUGCUUCAUCGGGUGCGGUGGCUCUCUUGCGGCUAUAUUCGCCGAGAAUCCAAUCGGUGUAAACCUCAUGAUCACCGGCUUAGCUGUUCAGGUCCUGUUCACAGCCAUCUUUUGUCUCGCACUCUGGGCCAUUUACCGUCGUGCUUGGCAUGACAUUCUUCAAGAGAAGAGGCAUCUUUACGUUAUAGGUCUAGCGGUAGCCUCCAUCUGUCUCUUUGUUCGCUCAUGCUGGCGAUGCGCAGAGUUGAGCGGAGGUUUCAACGGCCCGCUCGCGUCAAUGGAAGGCGUGUUCUUUGCACUGGACAGCGUACCGAUGAUAAUCAUGACUGUUACCCUGACCAUCUUUCACCCUGAGUUGUGGCUGAGGGCCCGGAAGCCCAACUCAGGAAAGCCUAUUUGUGCCGGGAACUAUAGCAUGUCUUAUGUGCAGACAAAGGACUGA
This is a messenger RNA of Fusarium fujikuroi IMI 58289, 846 nucleotides long. RefSeq names its product related to phospholipid-translocating ATPase. The transcript is spliced from 3 exons. Gene Ontology annotation, cellular component: plasma membrane; fungal-type vacuole. NCBI's taxonomy places the organism in Eukaryota, Fungi, Ascomycota, Sordariomycetes, Hypocreales, Nectriaceae. Bases 1 to 846 code for a protein of 281 amino acids. The record is from RefSeq and is a predicted model, not a curated record.